GAUUUCCGAUUGAGAAUGUAGUUGAAACUAGCCCGCUCACUAGAACGUGGGAACUAACUAACGAUGGGGAUGUGGACACCCGAUGAAAUUGCUCUUCUAUGCUACGACCAUUUCAACGCGUUACCCAAGCGAGGAAAGCCUGACCCGGGAAGGGAGUGGACCUUGCUAGCCGCUGUAGUCGAAGUGACCGUGUCCCCUUGCCAUUCCACGGCUAAAAAAGAGGUGGUGUCUCUUGGAACUGGUACCAAAUGUAUCGGGCGUUCAGCUAUGAGCUCAAAGGGAGAUGUGCUGAAUGACAGCCACGCAGAGGUGAUUGCCAGACGGGGCUGUGUUAGGUACCUGAUGGAGCAGCUGCGCCGGGCUGCGUGCGGCGAGGGCAGCUCUGUGUUCACUCACGCAGACGAGGGCAGCUGGAGGCUCCUUCCUGGGGUGUCCUUCCUCUUCUUCACCAGUCACACUCCCUGUGGAGAUGCCUCUAUCAUUCCCAUGAUGACUGACAGUCAAUCCCAACCCUGCCCACCAAUUACAAGAGACGACCCCUCUGAAGUAACCAAUCAGGUCGCAGAAGGAGGAGCUCUGAAGCGCAGAAACGAGGAGCCGGGCGAGAGAACCAAAAAGCUCCCACGAUUAGAGGUGGAGACGUUAGACAAGGUCGAGAGCGGUGUGGGAUGUGCUGACUCGGAACGGCGAGAGCAGCGAGACGUUUCCAUGGUCAAUCCGCUACCCCAUCCUGCCAGCGCCGAGGCCCCAGUGGGCCCAGACAUCCAUCGGACUGGGGCCAAGUGUGUCCCUGGAGGCCCAGCAGACCCCCUCCAGCCCGGGGCUGGGUACCACCUCACGGGGGGCCUCCGGGUGAAGCCUGGUCGUGGAGAGCCCACCCUGUCUCUCUCCUGCAGUGACAAGUUAGCUCGCUGGGCGGUGCUGGGGUUCCAGGGCGCACUUCUCACCCACUAUCUGCAGGGGGCGCUGUACUUCAGUGCUGUGGUUGUAGGGAGUUGUCCUUACAGUUCUGAGGCCAUGCACCGAGCCUUGGUGACCAGGUGUUCCAUGGUGACCGGCCUGCCUGAGGGCUUCAGCUUCCGGCCUCCAGAGCUGCAGCAGUCCAGCCUGGAGUUCCCUCACAGCCAGGCAAAGAGCAGCCACCUGGCUACACAGGGCCACAUCUCUCCCUGCGGAGCUGCUAUAAGUUGGUGUCUUGUCCAGGACCAGCCACUAGAUGUCACCGCUAAUGGUUAUAAACAUGGUGUCACCAAGAAGGCUCUGGGCACUGUCAAAGCUAGGUCUCUGAUCUCGAAGGUGGAACUGUUCCACUCCUUCCUGGCUCUUCAGGCUGCAACCCAACUGCUCCAACUCCCACCUACCCUCAGAGGGAAGGAGCUCCAGACAUACUGGGACUAUAAGGAGGCGGCUGGUUCCUACCAGGAUGCCUGGCACCUGCUCCGCUGUCAGGCCUUCCCUCUGUGGCCCCGUAGUGACCGCAACCUGCUGAUGUUCAACUGAAAUCAACUCUGACCCCAGCGACCGCAACCUGCUGCUGUUCAAACUGAAAACACAUGUUCUGCCUCCCAGGAAGGACAGCUGCUUGUCUUGGCUGGACCUGCUCGGGCCUGGAUGAGAUGGAUCGUCAUGUUGAGGAUCUUUUCUGUACCCAGGGCCUACAGUAGUGCAGAGGCCCUGAGGAUGGUACCCAGAGCAAGCUGGUCAGCUGUAGUGACUAUGAGAGUUAGAAUGCCAGAAUGUGAUAAGAUCCCAUCUGAACAAUGGUGUCACUGUUGGUCUGGCUCACAUAGGGAGACUAGCCUAUAAGCAUGUACUCACUACUGAACAACUUUGGGCAUGCAUGUGGCAUGAUCACUGUCUCAGGAUAACAUAUUCUGUACAGAUUCGUGUGCUGAAUGCAUGCAUCAAUAAGUCAAUAAAGAAACAGAUUUAUAGUU
Molecule: messenger RNA, 1937 nt
Organism: Hypomesus transpacificus
Lineage: Eukaryota; Metazoa; Chordata; Actinopteri; Osmeriformes; Osmeridae
Gene: adat1
Product: adenosine deaminase tRNA specific 1
Exons: 9
Coding region: 64-1500 (478 amino acids)
Biological process (GO): RNA processing
Molecular function (GO): RNA binding; adenosine deaminase activity
Source: RefSeq, a predicted model, not a curated record